UAUUUGACGAUUGCAUAUGGCACUCCGUUUGCUCACACGCGGUCAAAAGCAUCGGUCAUCAAAACACACUUUUCCCAGAACCCCAUCGCCAUCUCUCUUCGCCGCCGUAGUACGGUAGAGUACGCCGUCGUUCGCACACCGGUUGAAAUUCUCGUUGCAACAAACAAUCUGACUCUGCUAACUUCUGUUUCAGAUCCUUUGCUUUUUCAUUGCAUGGUCCCAGAUAAAGAAAUUCUAAAUUCUUUGUGUACUCGAAACCCUAUUUUUUAUUUUUAUUUUCUUUUUGAUUUCCCCUCCUUUGCUUGUGAUUUUCUCAAGCAGAGUUCCAUCGAAAGACACAAGAACAUACUGGUACGUUUCUUGUGAAUGAUAUAAUCUGAAUGGAUAUUGCCGAGUUCUUUAGGGAUACUGGUAUUCUAGAACUGGAAACAGGAUCGGUUAAAUUGGAGAAAAAUCUAGGUGGCGUAUCAAGUCAACAAAUACAAAACCAUACUGAUGUAACCCUAAAUAAAAGGUCCAAGAUUCAUGGUGUAAGACAAGAAACGGAAGAAAAUAGAAGCUCUAGUGGCACUAGUGUGUUGGAUCAAGAACAAUCACCAGCUGAUGAUGCAAAUCUGUGUUCAACAUCUCCAAUAUGUGCUGCACCUCUUUGCAGACAAUUUUGGAAAGCUGGAGCUUACAAUGAUGAUCUUACUCCUAAGUCCACAAUUAAAUCUGGUUCUAGUUAUCUACAUAUACACCCAAAAUUUCUUCACUCAAAUGCCACUUCUCACAAAUGGGCUUUUGGUGCCAUAGCUGAGCUUAUUGAUAACGCUGUGGAUGAGAUACAAAAGGAUGCCACGUAUGUAAUCAUAGACAAAACAACAAACCAAAGAAAUGGAAGCACAGCAUUGCUAAUUCAAGAUGAUGGAGGUGGAAUGGAUCCAGAAGCAAUGCGCAGGUGUUUGAGUUUUGGGUUUUCAGAAAAGAAGUCAAAAUUUGCAAUUGGGAAGUAUGGAAAUGGUUUUAAAACCAGCACUAUGAGGCUUGGAGCAGAUGUCAUAGUUUUCAGCCGCUAUUUGACUGACAGGACAUUGACUCAAAGCAUUGGUCUUCUAUCGUAUACAUUUUUAACACAAUCAGGAUAUGACAGGAUAGUUGUUCCCAUGGUUCACUAUGAGUUCAACUUUGUGACAGGGUGUUUUGACCCCAUACAAACUUCAAACUCAAACCUCUCAGUCCUCUUAAAAUGGUCUCCAUUUUCAACAGAGGAAGAGCUACUGAAGCAAUUUGAAGAUGUUGGUUCUCAUGGCACAAAAGUCAUCAUAUACAAUUUAUGGCUUGAUGAGGAUGGUAAUAUGGAGCUUGAUUUUGACUCAGAUCCCGAGGAUAUUUGUAUUGCUUGGGAUGGAAAAGGCAAAGUGAAAGAAGGGUCUCGUAUGGCAGUAAAUGAGCAGCACAUUGCUAAUCGCCUCAAAUAUUCUCUUCGUGCCUACUUAUCUGUUUUAUACUUAAAAUUACCUGACACAUUUGCAAUGGUGUUGAGAGGGAAAGUCGUUCUGUAUCAUAAUAUUGCCACAGACCUCAAACACACAGAAUUUAUCAUGUAUAAACCUCACAGUGAUGGGCGUUCAGAGGGUACAGUGAUUACAACUAUUGGGUUUGAUAAGGAUGCCCCAAAUGUGAAUGUCCAUGGUUUCAAUGUCUACCACAAAAACCGUUUGAUACUGCCAUUUUGGCCUGUUGUGAUCUUUGCUGACAGUAGGGGGAGAGGUGUUGUUGGUGUUCUUGAAGCAAACUUUAUUGAACCUACUCAUAAUAAACAAGAUUUUGAGAAAACUUCUGUUUUUCAAAAACUUGUUUCUCGAUUGAAAGAAAUGACAUGGGAAUACUGGGAUUAUCACUGUGGAUUGAUUGGGUAUCAAAUCAAGAAAAAAGCAAGACCACCAUCAGAAACCCCUGGUUCUUCUAAUUUUGUUCAUCAGCAUGUUAUGGAUCAAUGUGUUCCUAGGAAACGCCUUUCAGAGCCAGGACCGGGACCCACUAAAAAACCACCAUUGAUUGCUACUGUAAACAACAAAGCUGGUUAUUAUUCUAAUUCCUCUUUUCUAAAGCCAGUGGAAUUGAUACCCAACUUCCCUAAAGGGUUUGAACAAGUGGCAAAUCAGAAAAGGAGAGAGCAGCGUGAAAGGUUCCAGCCAGAGGCCCGGAUGGGGACAAGGAAUGAUUUGGUAAACAAUGGAGAGGCAAUGAACGUGAUAGAAGAAAACAAAAGGCUCAAAUCCCAAUGCUUGGAGUUUGAAAAGGCAGAAAAAGAACUCGAGUACAAGGUGAUGCGGCUUAAAAGGGAACUAGGAGAUGCCGAAAGAGAGUUUGCUGGUUUGUUGGCUGAAUUGCAGCAUCUGGAGAAAGUCAAGGGGGAAAAUUAAAAAAAACUAGUAGGCGGCAGGUGUAAAAUAAUGUGCAAUGUAUUUGUGUUAAAUAAUAAUUUCUAAUUUAGGAAAAUCCUUUUGUUCUAUUCCAAUCCUUUUGUUACAAG
This is a messenger RNA of Lactuca virosa, 2518 nucleotides long. The record is from the annotation of a GenBank genome assembly. NCBI's taxonomy places the organism in Eukaryota, Viridiplantae, Streptophyta, Magnoliopsida, Asterales, Asteraceae.